Punica granatum (pomegranate) is the source of this 2076-nucleotide messenger RNA. The record is from RefSeq and is a predicted model, not a curated record. Lineage: Eukaryota; Viridiplantae; Streptophyta; Magnoliopsida; Myrtales; Lythraceae.
ACUGACACUGAACGGAACGCAUCAAAAUGCUGCCUCCAUGUCCCCAACCCCGGCCGGCAGCGGCCGCCCCCCUCCACGUCUUCGCCUCCCUCCACCACCACCGGCAGCCACCUCAACCCCUGCCCCACCACCGGACCCAGAGCAACCCCGUUGCCCCGCCGCCGGUCCACACGGUCCCACCGAUUAUUCAGGACAGAGCAAAGCUGGUCGAACUCUCCCUCAGCCUCAGGCGGACCCCUCAGUAUCCUGGCUCCAUCUCCACCUCCGUCCCCCCAUCCCCUCAUGACGCGUGGAGGCUGCUUGGUGACCAGGAUGACGAGGAGGAAGAGGUGAUAAUGCGCGCACUCGAGGCCCGCAGGAAGGCCGCCACCGAGAUAUUUAAGGAGACCGUGAGGAAAGAUGGCAAGUUCGGGAUCACUUACACGACAAAUUUGGCAGGUCGGGUGCCCGGCUUCAUUGAUUACGUGAUGAUCGAGGCGGCGGCUCUGAAGCGGUUGCCAGAGUUCGCGGAGUCGUCGUACGAAUCUCGGGCUAAAGCUGUCGUCCGAGACUCCAGAGUUACCCCCUUAAUAAGGUGGUUGAAGCACAAUUCUCUUUCCUACCCCCAGAUAGGGAAGCUAAUAUGCAUGUCGAAAGGAAACCUCGAGCGUAUAACACGUGUUGCUGAGUGGCUCAAGUCUAUUCACGUGAAGGGGAGAUUUCUGGGGGUCGCGCUUCUGAGGUCGGGAGAUAAUAUCCUGGAACGUAGCAUCGAUGAGCUGGAAGAAAUUGUCGGGUACUUGGAGAGUCAUGGAGUCAGAAGAGAAUGGAUGGGCUAUGUUAUGAGCCGGUGUCCUGAGCUUCUUUGUUAUAGCAUGGAAGAAGUAAGGUCCCGUGUUGGGUUUUACUUGGAUAUGGGAAUGAAUGAAAAGGAUUUUGGCACUAUGAUUUACGAUUAUCCUAAGGCACUGGGUUACUACACGCUGGAAGAGAUGAACCAGAAGGUAAAUUACCUGAAGGAGUUUGGUCUCAGUACCGAUUCUGUCGGCAAAUUGCUGGCAUUUAAACCACAGUUGAUGGCUUGUAGCAUUGAGGACCGAUGGAAGCCUCUGGUAAAAUACCUCUACUACCUUGGAAUUAAUCGAGAUGGUAUGAGGAGAAUGCUUGUCAUAAAACCAAUGGUAUUUUGCGUGGACUUGGAGACGGUAAUCGCCCCAAAGGUGCGGUUUUUCCAGGACAUUGGCAUUCGAAAUGAUGCAAUCGGCAAUAUGUUGGCAAAGUUCCCACCAUUGUUGACAUACAGCCUUUACAAGAAAAUACGACCAGUGGUCAUUUUCUUAAUGACAAAAGCUGGAGUUAGUAAACAAGAUAUUGCGAAAGUAGUAGCUUCGGGACCUGAGCUCUUAGGUUGCAGCAUUGUCCACAAGCUCGAUCUCAAUGUAAAGUAUUUCUUGUCACUAGGCAUCAGGCUCCCACAACUGGGGGAGAUGAUCGCCGAUUUCCCGAUGCUGCUUCGGUACAACGUAGAGCUCCUCCGACCAAAGUACCAAUACUUGAGAAGAACUAUGGUGCGACCUUUGCGAGAUGUUAUCGAAUUUCCGAGGUUUUUCAGCUAUUCUCUUGAGGGCCGUAUAAUUCCGCGGCACAAGGUCAUGGUUGAGAAUCGAGUCAACUUCAAGCUACGGUACAUGUUAACACCCACAGACGAGGAGUUUGAUCAGAGGGUUAAGGCUGCAGUUGAAAGGCGUCAACAGUUUGAGACUGGUGUUUCAUCCCAUGGUCUCCAGAGCCCUCAAACAACGGAUGAGCGCGGUGUUGAUGAUGGUACCGGACUCUCUCAUCACGAUCUUGCAUCCUCAGAAACGCUUGAAACAGCUACCGGAACAGACUUUGAGAGCUGUACAUUCAAUUAGAUCCACUUUUUCUGUCUGUACAACGUCCUAUUCUAUUCUUUUAUUUUGAGCUAUGUGCAUAGAAAAUGUCCGUAAGCUGAAGAUUACAGAACGAAAGUGUAUUCUUGAGUUUGUAAAUGAGCAUACAAGAUUGUGAAUAUAUCUAUAUUGCAACAAAGAUUACUAGAUGGGCCGGGUCUUAUUA